Messenger RNA from Protobothrops mucrosquamatus (brown spotted pit viper), 2384 nucleotides. RefSeq names its product oxidoreductase NAD binding domain containing 1 (gene OXNAD1). Gene Ontology annotation, cellular component: mitochondrion. Lineage: Eukaryota; Metazoa; Chordata; Lepidosauria; Squamata; Viperidae. The transcript is spliced from 8 exons. The coding region runs from base 307 to 1248 and encodes 313 amino acids. Gene Ontology annotation, molecular function: oxidoreductase activity. The record is from RefSeq and is a predicted model, not a curated record.
UAUUUCCUUAGGACUUUGAGAAAGGCGCUCGAGUGUUAUUGUUGGCUUCUAAAUGAUGUAGUUAGGCUGGAAAUUUAGCUGGAAGAAGCGGCGUUCAAGGAGGCGCAGGAGAAAUAAAUGCAGUCUGUCAAAGCUGAAGAGAAAAGGAAGAUCUGUCUAAAAUAAUGCUUAAUCCAUAAUGAAGAAAUAAGGGUUCGCGGUCAAAAACUGAGAAGCUGGAUCCCAUUUAGGAAAAUCUGCUUGUGAAAUGAGCACUCUGUUGGGCACUUCUCGCCCUGUGAGGAACAUUUAACAUAAAAGAACAUUAUGAUAUGUACAACAGCUUUUGGUUUGCCUAUAUUAAUGAAAAGUGCCAAUAGAAUUCUUCCCUGCUAUUCUUCAUACUUGUGUCUAAGACUGGCAGCUAUAAGAUACUGCACAAUAAAUGGCAAAAUGAAAUCCAGAAGAAAAUCAGAUCAUCUGGACAGAACAGCAAAUGACUUUCGACAUGAGAUUAUUUCUAAAGCAAAAGUGUGUGGCAUCAGCAAUGAAUCUGAAACAGUUAAAAGACUCCGUUUGGCAGUGACAGAUAAGGAAUUUACUUUUAAGGCAGGACAAUGGGUAGACUUCUUUAUACCUGGAGUUCCUGUUGUUGGUGGAUUCUCAAUAUGUUCGAGUCCUGGUAUGUUGGAAGAAGAGGGAAUAUUAGAACUUGCAGUAAAACGUACAUCACACCCACCUGCUCACUGGAUUCAUACUCAGUGUACUCUUAAUUCAGAAGUGGCUUUGCGAGUUGGAGGCAACUUCUUUUAUGAUCCUCAGCCUGAAGACCUUCCAGCAAACAUUGUGCUCAUAGCAGGUGGAGUAGGCAUUAAUCCUUUAUUUUCUAUACUGCUCCACAUCGCAGACCUUCACAGAACUCAAGAGAAGAAAGGAAAUAGUUGCGAAGUGGGAAUAACCAAACUCUUUUAUUGUGCAAAAAAUGUACAUGAACUUCUGUUCAGGAAACAGAUUCUUGGCUUGACAAAUGCAUUUCCUGGAAAAAUCACAUGCAGUUUCCACAUUACCAAGCAGAAUUCACCAAUUUGUGAGAAAUUUCUGCCUUACAUCAAAGAAGGAAGAUUAUCUGGAAGUGACCUAGAAAAAUGUAUCUCCAAGAAUACUUUGUGGUACGUUUGUGGACCACCUCCAAUGAUAGAAACUAUCUCCAAGCUGCUUGAAAACCUUGGUGUGGUUCAGAGCAAUAUUUUCUUUGAAAAGUGGUGGUAGCACAUCCAGCAGCUCUCCAGGCAAAAUAAAAAUGAAGAUAUAAUAUAUGCAUGUUUGCUGAUGAACACUGAAAGUUUACACAAAGUAAACUUUUUUCCAUUUGUGGAAAUAAAAUAAUUCAUAAUGAAAUUAUAAAAUGUAUUUUUAACAACCGAUUUGGAAAAACAAAUAGGAAACAUUUUAAAUUUGUAUAUGUACUGAAUAGUGACAAUUUCUAAAAAUAAAAUAUUUUCUUAAAUAUUUUAUUAACUUUGGUAUGUAAUACGUAACUUUAUAAUUAAAUAUUAUGUAUGCAAUAUUUCAUGGUAUAGGGAUAAGAGGAGAAGAAUGACUUGAAAUUUAAGCCGUUGUCUCAUAUGGGAAGGGCAAACUUAACAUAAAAGGUUGGAAUUCAUCUGUCCAUUUCCAGUCCACCUUGUAUUUUCUAUUGAAGGCUGUUUGAAAAGUAAAAGAUGUUGCUUUUGAAGUUUCUUGUAUUUUCAGGAAAGAGAACUUGCACAAGCUUAUUAGCAGACAAAGUUCUGAAUGUACAUUUCAGUAAUUAGAUUGGAUCUGAAAUUAAUUGUGCCGGGGUAGAACCACUAAAAUCAAUGAAAUGAGCUGAGCAAAUCAUGAAUAAAUGAAAUGCUAUUGAUUUCCAGUGGUUUACUCAAAACAUGAUGGAGUCUGGAUCUAGUUUAUUUCCAUAAUAUUAUCUAUUUUAUCAGUUCUCAAAGUUAUGGAACUUUAUUUGAAAUAACAUUAAAGUGUGCCCUGUUUCUGAUCAAAAGCAGCAUUCCACACACAGGAGCCAGUCUUGGAAUUAUUUAUAUUCUACUGCAUCAAGAUUCAAAAAUCUUGAUUCAAGAUUCAUUAUAAACGUAUGAAAGUCCUGUACUUACAGUAGGUAAAAUAGAUCUAAACAGUUUUAUUUGGAAGAAAAUCCUAUUGAUUUCAAUAUUUACUUUGAAAUAUUACAACUGGGUGUUUGGCCCUUUUCCCCAUCUUUCUGAAAGCCACUUGGCUUGACUAGCAUAUAUUCAUGUAGUUCAUCAUGAAGGGCUGGUGUCUAAGGGUCUGCGGUGCUACUGUGUUAGCAGCAAUUAGGAACUAAUUAUGUAAGAGAUUUUGAGUUUACCAAAAGGUACUAAAUAAAC